AUGGAUCACGCUACUAAUCACGUAGACGGAUCGUCGUCAUUGGGUCUCAUUGUGACUGCUAAGCAAACAUACUAUCCAAUUGAAUUGUCCAAUGCAGAGCUCUUGGCCCAUUACGAAACAGUUCAGGAUUACCACCAAGAGAUAUCGAUGAAUUGCAUCACGCAAUCGUGUAGGCUAAAACCCGAUGCAAAGCUCAUCGACCAACAGCCUGAGUUGGAUCCAAGAAAGACCAGACACUAUGUGGUCAACUUUUUCUUCGAGCUCGCGUUGAAGACAAGAGUCACGAACGGAAUAUUCUACCAGUCGGUAAGGCUUUACGACCGCUACUGUUCGAAACGUAUCGUGUUGAGAGAGCAAGUGAAACUUGUCGUCGCAACCUGUCUAUGGCUUGCUGCCAAAACUUGGGGUGGCUGCAACCACAUAAUCAACAACGUCAGUGUUCCAACAGGCGGUAGAUUCUAUGGGCCAAACCCUAGAGCAAGGAUACCUAGAUUAUCCGAGCUGAUCCAUCUUUGUAAUGACUCGCAGACCUUCGACGAAUCCAUGUUCACCCAAAUGGAAAGACACAUUCUAAACACGUUAGGGUGGGAAAUUUACGAACCAAUGAUCAACGACUAUAUAUUAAAUGCUGAUGAGAACUGCUCCAUUCAGUACGAACUCUAUAAGAGACAAUUAGAACACAACCGCAAAUGGUUGAACAACAAAGACAAGGACUCAUCGGCUAAUAAGGAGUCGGAUUCCACAGAUGAAGAACAGGAACUCGGAUGCGAAGCAGACGAAGAAGAUGACGACUUGACUCAAAAGAUCCAAUUAAUCAACGUGAAGAAAUUCUUGAUCGAUCUAACAAGUUGGCAAUACGUCUUGCUCAAGUUUGAACAAUUCGAAAUCACUCACGGAAUGUUCCAAUUGAUCAAUAAAUUUACUAAUCAAGAGCUGGGCCCUCUUCUGCAGACUCCAAUCCCAGCUGCUGCUACAAGUGAUAAGAUUGUCGAUAUUUAUAUCGACGCCAUACUAGAUUGUCCCGAGCAACUUUGGGAACACUAUAAAGAAUUUGACGGUGUAGCUCAAUUCAUUGGAGCCAUUAAGGAUUAUCAAAGACAAUUGGAGUAUUUGUCUCAACAGAAACAAAUGCAAUACUCCACACCAACGAGAAUAUACCAAGUUCCUUCUGCUCAGCAGAACUUCCCUUCCCCACCAUAUUCUCAACAAAACUUUUCACCAUCUUCUUCAAGGAAGGUGUCAACACAGUCGGAUAAUAGCCUAUUCAGCACAUACGCUACAUCGAACUCGUCGCCUUUGACACCUCAAUUGCAUUCUUUCACGCAUAACAAGCUCACACCGAGCUCAGCAAAUAGUAACUCGCAGCUAAGUCUGCAUUCAACAAACACAAGUAUCAACCGAACUUACGAAGACAAGGAGAACAUCGAUCCGGCAUCAAUGGCCACUUGUCAUAAAGUGAACUCGUACAUUGUCCCUCCAAGAGCAAAAUUCGUGGGACAAUCUUCGUCCGUAUUUUCUAGUGGAGGGUCCAUCUCAAACGGCAACAGCAACCGCUCCUCUCUAAUAUCAUUAUCUUUGGGCAACACAGUGGUAUGA
This is a messenger RNA of Kluyveromyces marxianus DMKU3-1042, 1596 nucleotides long. RefSeq names its product cyclin CLN1 (gene CLN2). Bases 1 to 1596 code for a protein of 531 amino acids. The record is from RefSeq and is a predicted model, not a curated record. Lineage: Eukaryota; Fungi; Ascomycota; Saccharomycetes; Saccharomycetales; Saccharomycetaceae. The transcript has a single exon. Gene Ontology annotation, biological process: regulation of cyclin-dependent protein serine/threonine kinase activity; regulation of G1/S transition of mitotic cell cycle.